Callorhinchus milii (elephant shark) is the source of this 1598-nucleotide messenger RNA. It is a transcript of the gene drc10, whose product is annotated as IQ motif containing D. Bases 249 to 1598 code for a protein of 449 amino acids. The record is from RefSeq and is a predicted model, not a curated record. Gene Ontology annotation, molecular function: protein binding. Lineage: Eukaryota; Metazoa; Chordata; Chondrichthyes; Chimaeriformes; Callorhinchidae. The transcript has 5 exons.
CAGAUGCUCACAAACACAAGGCCGCCCGGGGUGGGGGGGGUGGCCGUGAGGGGCGAGAAGCGGACUCAACGACGACAACUUUCCUCUCAAACCACCCGAGACUGCACGAUGACCAUAUUUUGUUGUAACCCCCAAUCCUGGGACACGCGUUGACCAGAACCGAACUCACCCAAAUUCCUGAUGCCGUCAGGGACAAUCAGUUGAAACUUUCAAGGUCUCAUGCGAACAGUCCGCUGGAGGAGGGAACAAUGGCAAAUAAAGUCUUGAUCUCCAUCAUGCCAACGCCAGACAAUAAUGUGACCAAAGCUGUACCACGUUCUGCGCGAAAACAGGUCAAAAUAGACGCACUUAAGAUCCUAGAUCCAGCUAGAACCAAACUCACGUCAAUUGAAGCAGAGAGAAUCAUCUCCGUGCUUGAAAAUACCAUCAAGAAGAUAGAAAGGGUUGGCCUGUUCUCAUACCUGGCUGAAAAUCUCGACCGAUACAGCGUUGCCUUUGGCGUAGAGUUGAUGUGUGCCAUGAAGGAGUACCAAAAAAUAGAGAAAUACCUGCAGGUUGUGGUGAACAGUAAGUACGAGGAACCCGAAGAAAGUAAACCCUCUCGGAGCCAAAAAUUAAAGGCUAAAGCCAAAGAGGAGAGAAUGAAACAGGAACGGGUGCACAACAUUCAAAUCCUGGAGCAGGCGCUCAAAAACUCGGUCAAAGACAUCCUGCGGCUCUUUCAGGGGAAUCCUGUAGGGUGUCACGCUAUUAAACUAGAAUAUAGAGCGGAGCAUCAGACCUGCAAAGAGCUCAUUCAGGGGCUGGAAGAACUCAGAGAGUUCACAUUCGAGCGACUUCUUGUAACCUCUACAGAGGAGAGAGAAAAGAUGAAAUAUGUGCAAGACGUCAUAUUUCGAGACAAGAAAAAUGAGGAGGUUAUUGCUGCUUUGGAGGCAGAACUCGAAAAGGCCUACCAAGAUAAGGAAAAUGAGGUUUUGAAAAAAAACGAUAUCAUCCGAAAGCUCAAAACCAAUCUGCACCAACUCGAGUUGUUUUCGGAAGAUUACAUCCGUCAAACUAAACUGGAGGCAGAGAAACAGCAACAGGCAGACAUGAAGGCUUCAGAGCUGAAAGUCACUAAAUUACAGGAAAUGAUAACCGAUCGCAGAGCUAACUUGACCAACAUGAUAACAGAGCACCGUGACGCUGAACUGGCUUUAAGAAAGAGAAAGUAUAAAGUUGAAACUGAGGUUGAAAACUGGAUUCUGAAGUAUGAUGCUGAUAUGGGAGAAAAGCAGGAGGAGUUUGAAGAGCUCGAAAAAGUGCACAAAGUAGAAAACAGUCAGCUCACGGAGCUGGAAGGAAAGCUCCACAUGCUGGAGGAUGAAUACAAGCAGAUUAUGGACGAAAAGGAGGUUAAGGAGUUGGAAAGAAAGGCCAAGGAGGAAGAGCUGUUAAAGACGACCAAAGCAGUCGUCACCAUCCAGGCUUUCUGGAAGGGUUACAAAGUGCGGCAGCUGGUGAAAACCCUGAGAAAGAAAAAGAAGAAGAAGAAAGGAAAGAAGAGAAGGGGAAAAGCAAAAGCAGGCCGGAAAGGGAAAGGGAAAAAGAAGUGA